AUGCCAAGAGACGCAGAAAAAGUCCAGAUGCCCAGCGGGGAUGAACUAGAGAGACUCCGAAACGAAGCUGGAAUCGUCCAAGACCCCAUCGGCGACGAAAACUUCUGGAGACAGAGAAAGUCGGCAAUCAGAUCCGACCCGGUGACGCAGAGACCGAACGAAAAGAAGGGCCGAAUGCUCAACCGGAUGAGACGCAGAAUCGCAGACAGAUUCACUGAUCUGCUGGAACAGAUUCUCGAAGGAUUCUCCGAUCCAAACAGGCAGAUGAGUCUCGACGGCUGGCAACAUGCGAUCAACGGCGCUUCGAACGUUCUCUCGGAUCUUAUCCGAGAAGAAAACGGAAAGUUCAACGAAGACGACCAGAAUCAGUCAGACGAGAGUCUUUUCUACGGAUGCCUCAACACCGCCAAGACCACCAUGGACAUCCCACCGCUCCUCAACGUCGUCUACGUCGACAAAGACCGCCAGAUUCCAGAAGGAAGACUCCCCGCCUACCAAGAGAGAGUCUCAGCUAUCAAGUCCAGAGCGGAUUUCCUGUUCAGGAAAGAUAGACUCCCAAAAAGAGGCGAAGACUCCCUCGAGUCCUGGAAGGAGAAGCGAAGAGACGAGUACAUCAAAGACGGAGUUCCAGAGGACAUCGCCAGAGUCCUGACCCGUCGAGACUCAGGAGUCAUCGGUUGGACGUCGAGACGAGAUGGAACCUGCCAGACCGACAGUGUGGACGCUCAGCAGGCCAAGACUCAGCAGACUCAGACCAACUCAGGGACUGACUCAAAAGACUCCGAGACUCAAACCGAGAUGUCCAGCACCUCGAUGGCGACCCAAACAUCAGCGCCUGCGACGGAAACUGGAACAAUUAGCGACACAGACUCAGAAGAUUCUUUCAACGCACGCUCAGAUCCAAACCAGUUCUUCCCUCCAGGCUACCAACGAAAUGUGGCGCUGACGGAUCAAGACUCCGGCUCCGACUCCGACGACCAAGCGAUCAGAGAGUCCGACGACGAGGGAGACAACCAGGACUGGAACCGACGCACCGAUACCCUCUUCGCUUCAGCAGAAGAAGAGGCAGAGGCAAAAGAAAGAAGCGCGAGAAUCGCCAAAGAAAUGGAAGAACGCCAGGACCAGCCACUGUCGGACAUCAUCGAGGAGUCUGAAAGCCGAUCGCUGGAAAGAAUGGCUCAGAAAGAAGAGGCUGAAGCUCAGCGACGAACUCAGAAGGCGCGCAUCGACAGACUCAAGCAAGAAGCAGAGGCAGAAGCCCAGAGAGCAGCGGACAAAGCCAGAGCCAAAGAAGCCUUGAAGAUCCAGAUGAAGAGACAACUGGACGAGAACACCAGAAUCCGCCGGGAAUACGCCGAGCAAAUCCAGCGCGAAAAAGAGGCGAAAGAAGCUCAAGAAAGACGCAUGGCUCGAGACAAGGAGGCAGAAGAAAAACGACUCGCUGCGAUCAAGGCUGCAGAAGAAAAAGUCCUCACAGAGCCGAGAAUUGGAAUCAGACUCGUCGCGGAGACCGGAGCCAAAGGCAACUACUACUACCUCUCGAAGAAGGAAUCCAAGCUGAUGGAAAGAUCCGCAGUUCGAGACAUGCUCGACAACCGAAGCAUCAGCAACUUCAACGAGGUCAAGCAAGCCUGGUUCAGCAGCACCGGACUCCAGAAGUUCAAAGACUCUCGACUCCCCGGCCACCGCCACUACAAAUACAACAACAGAAGCAGCUGGGAAAUCAAGGAGGGAACCACGGAAUGGAGACUCGACCCAAUCGACUACCUCACCAAAGAAGAAAGAGCUGUCAUCCAUUAUGUGGUGGAGUUUUUAAACUAUGAAGGAAUCAAACGAAGAUUCAAAGAAGCCAUAGACUCUGGACUCCUCAAGCCAAAGAAGCUGGACGUCAUCCUUCUCUUCGCGUACAAAAUCUGUGGAAGUAACCUGGUCCACUACAUGCGCUUCAUCUUCGUCCGACUCUACAAGCUCCACGAGAUUCCCAUCCCUCCAGUGCACUCCGACGCUGCACCAAGACCACCCAGAUACUAG
Oikopleura dioica is the source of this 2031-nucleotide messenger RNA. NCBI's taxonomy places the organism in Eukaryota, Metazoa, Chordata, Appendicularia, Copelata, Oikopleuridae. The record is from the annotation of a GenBank genome assembly.